AGCCUUCGAGCCUAUAAAUUCCAACGGAUUCUUGCUAACUUUCCCAGUAAAAGGUGUGAUUUCGGGACGUUCUUUGCUUGACUGUUUAAAGUGCUUUGACCAUUAUGGUUUUUCGUGCAUUGGUGCUAUUUUCAACCGUUUUGGUCAUCGAAUCUUUUGCCGCUGAAACUCGAAUACUUUCGGUGACGCAAUGCCAGGGGGAGUGCACCACCGAGGGGAUCAUCUGCUCCGAUAGUUCAACCGUGUCUUACUGCAUACUCAACGGUGGUCAGUGGCGGGAGAUUCCGUUCGAUUCCUGCAACACUGAAGAGGGAUUUUUCUGCAACAAGCAAGACGGAGGCUGCUCUCAACGAAUUGGGCCAUGCCAUCCGGAAAACCAGGAGGGAGUCUUCGUGUGUAGCUCGGAAGGGGUCUUCCCAAACCCCUUCGACUGUCGGACGUAUCACAUGUGCUACGUCAACGCAGGCAACAUGGUGUCCAUCCAGAUCCAGUGCCAGAACUCGGCCUUCUCACCGACCACCAACCAGUGCUCGCUGUCCUUGGAUCAUGAAGUUUGUCUGGAGCCACAGUGGAGCUGCGAAAGAGCCGGAGACAUCGGGGGUUGGCCGGGAACCGACAAUCUGUACUACAUCUGUGUCAACACGGCCGGAGUGCUGAGUCCGCGGCUGUUCCGGUGUGAUCCGAACCACGUUUUUGAGGAGGGACGUUGCGUCGAAGGAUCGUCGGAUACGACCAACUCUCCCGGGGGGUUCCAGUGUCAAUCGCCAGGACUGAGUCGGGACCCGAGCGACUGCACGCGUUACUUUUACUGUGAUAUGAAUCUGGACAGCCAGCAUCUGCAGUGCCCUGUUGGAACGAUCUUUGAUGUGGCGAGUGUGUCGUGUGUGCGGGGGACGUGCUGAAUAGUUUA
Molecule: messenger RNA, 910 nt
Organism: Culex pipiens pallens (northern house mosquito)
Lineage: Eukaryota; Metazoa; Arthropoda; Insecta; Diptera; Culicidae
Exons: 2
Coding region: 105-902 (265 amino acids)
Cellular component (GO): extracellular region
Molecular function (GO): chitin binding
Source: RefSeq, a predicted model, not a curated record